This is a messenger RNA of Moneuplotes crassus, 2212 nucleotides long. The record is from the annotation of a GenBank genome assembly. Lineage: Eukaryota; Ciliophora; Spirotrichea; Euplotida; Euplotidae.
AUUAACGAUUACACAAAAUGAUUCCCCGUGGUUAUAAAAAGUCUCACAAAAAGAAUUCUUUAACGAGACUUUUUAAUGAAGAAAGCAAGAAUAUGGAUGAGGUAUUGAAUAACUGAGACAUGAUGUUCCAAAUGUUCUCUGUUCCGAGCAGCCCUCAUCCAAAUACCCGCAUCCAAGUAACUUCAGAUAUUUCAACAUCAAAGUUUGGGAAAGGCUCAGAAUAUUUGAUGAACAAGCACAAGUCACGUGUAAUCUGCCAUUCUAAAAAGAACUCCCAUAAUCACCAGCCAUUGGGUGAUCAAAAGGAUGUUUUAGAGCUUAAGAAGAACUUAUUUGGGACUUCUACCAAAGACACAAGGAAGAAGAAGGCUAAAUAAGAGUAGGAUAAUGAGUAUUGUCGAUGAAUAUACUUCCAAAACCUCUGCCCUCAAGAAGUCUUUUCAGAGCAACUGGUACAGAAAGGAAAAAGGCACUGAAUAUAUUGAAGAUGAUGACUGUUCAGUAGACAGUUAUCGCAACCCGAAGAGAAAGAACUUUGAUAAAAAUAGCUUGCUGUUUAAUGAAGAGAAAGACAGCGAUUAUACCUUCUCUGAGAGAUCAACAAAGCAUUAUCCCCUCAGAUCGAGGAAGAAUGAUCGCAAUUUUAGCAGUUACUGCAAAAAUGAAAGAAAGAACUCUUUUAAUUUCUCGAAGAAACCAAAAAUGUAUAAAGAAAUUAGACUAGAGAAGCCUAGUUCUUUUAGUUCAUUCUGACAAGAGCAAAAACCAGCUGGCAGGAGAGAAAAAUAUGACUCUAAUAAUUAUUGCGAUAUGGGGCAGAGAGAUCAAGGAUAUAUAACUCAUAGAUCUAGAAAACAAGAACCGCAUAGCAUGUACCAAAGUAUUGAGCAAAACUCUCAAUAUUCACACAGAGAACGGUCCAGAAGAGGAACCUCAUCUAGGAGUCCUUACGCUGGGCUUUCUUCAAGGUCAAAACCUCGGUCUAGACUCAGCCAAGACACUGCUCCUGAGAGUAUUACUGAUAAAGAAAAAUAUUUCUCAAUAGAGAUGCUUGAGAAUGUCAUUACUGAGAUGAAAAAGAAGGACAAAGAAGAAACUGAAUCUCCUGUGAAUCCCCAAAAUGAUAAGAAUGUAUCAAAAGAGUUGGAUAAAUCAGGCCUGACAAGCAGUGAAUCGAGUAUACUCUGUGAAAGCUCUUCUAUAAUCAAGGAAUUAGAUUUAUUGCAGAAGGAUUUACCUGAUGAUUUGAAAUCGAAAAAUCCUCAACUGCUGUUAGAUCAAAUUUUAUCACCGAUAAAGGAGAUGGAGAGCUUCGAUACACGGCAUCUGGAUCAGAGCUUGCAUAAGUCUAUUCUAGCGAGCUCCAAAAAUUCACCAAAUAGAGUUCUUGAGAGAAAGAACCCCGGUGUGAAUAAGCAUAUUGAACAGGAAAAGAGCUCUUCUGGUGGAUUAAGCGAAUUUUAUUUUACAAAUAAACUUCCUCCGAAGAGCCCUAAUGACUCUGAGACAUGCAACCAUGUCAACAUUAGCAUGCUUGAGAGUGGAGAAACACUUCCCAACAAGCCUGAAGCAGGAAAGGAGAACUUGUAUGCUAUCAAAAGGAUCAAGAAAAGAGGGAGUCUUCUUGAAAAAGAGAAUAAAGAACAUAAAACUCAUUCUUAUUGAACAGAACUGUCUACAAAGAAGAAAGAAGAUAAAAUUUCAAACUCACGUUAUUGGAAUUCUUUGUUUGCAAAUAACAAAACUAUAUUGAAGAAAAAGAGCUUGGCUAAACAAAGUAGCAAGUUUAGGGAUUUUGAUGAGGAGAAAAGGAGAAAUAGGUUACUCUUACAGCCUGUUUACGAGACUAGCUCUGAUCAUACUCGUUCCUAUGGGCUAUCUGAACAACAGAAUGCCUCAAAUAUAUCUAAUAAACGGAUAUCUUAUCCCUUGCGCUCCUUUAGAGGAAUAGGAUAUAAUUUGUAAAUGUAGAUUUGUAAGUAAAGCCAGUCUCAAUAAGGUCAAUAACUAUAAGGACUCCAUCUCUUUGUAGAAUGCAAAGAGUGAGAAGUGGAAAUUAUGAACUACAGAUAUAUUGAGACUUCAUUUCACCAUUAAGGAAAGACGAGGGUGAUCCAAACUCCUUUAUAUCCAAAGGAAAGUCUAUCUCACUUCUCAACUGCUAAGCAGAUUGCAAAGCUAUAUCUAAUUUUGACCUUAUAAUAUUCUAAAA